Molecule: messenger RNA, 695 nt
Organism: Hyaloscypha bicolor E
Lineage: Eukaryota; Fungi; Ascomycota; Leotiomycetes; Helotiales; Hyaloscyphaceae
Exons: 5
Coding region: 131-316 (61 amino acids)
Source: RefSeq, a predicted model, not a curated record
CUCGACAAGGCAGUAAUAUAUGAACAAUUUACUUAACAUGUAGCAAACUAAACAUAAAAGGAUAGCUGACGAGCAGGUCUUCAGGCUCGAGUUAACUCCGAGGCCAAAUAUCAAGACGGCAGUCCCAACGAUGAACACAAUUGAGUUCACGUAUGUUACGAAGAUUGUCCAUAUUGUCGGCGGGACUCUCGUCCACCUCAAGUCUCUAGUGGCUUGGAUUCUCCGUUUUAAACAGAUCGAUGAUAUAGAAAUCAUCAAUAGUAAUAGAACAGCAAAUGCAGCUAGCCCCGCUCUAGAGAUCUCCUCGGGAUCAUAAUUCCCGCGGGGAUGCGGGAGUGAGGAGGUCAUGGUAAGCUUUCCCGCCUGAACGGGAUCUGUGGAGUGGGGUUUUACCGCUUGUGUGGGGCUCGACUUUGUUCUUAUAAGACGCCCAUGCAUUCCACUCUUCAAUACAGACAGAUUGUGCCCCUCUCCACCAUCGUGCAUCUGCAUCGAAAUCCAAUAUUCCAAUUUGACCCUUUGAGAGCGAAUUUCAGGUGAUUUCAGUUAGGGGUAGCAACUGAACCGUGUCUCAUUGGAUCAAUGAACGACAUCUCGUGUUCCGAACUCACUCCGUAUCCUAAAAUAUAUCACAGCGUUUUCUGCACUGGCGGGACUGGCCAGAGCUUCCGCAAGACGGAGGGUGUGUUUUGCGU